AUGUUGACCUUCUAUAGAUUGAGUUUGUCUGUAGCAAAAUUAUUGAACUCAGACUUUUUACGAAAAUCUCCACAAGAACUUCUACAAGAACUUUCGCAAGAACUUUUACAAGCUCUACAAGCGUCACAAGGACUUUCACAAAAACUUUCACGAGAAUCUUUACAAAGAUAUUCGCAAGAACUAUUUGUACAAAAUCCCGAUAUCAUUGCUGUUGCUUUACCACAGACCUUACCUGAAAUUCAGGAAGAAAAAAGGCUUGCUCUUGAAAAUGAACAAUUUGAGCAGUCACGCAUGGAGUAUCAGCUUAAAAUGAAAGAGUUAGACUUAAGAAUAAUGCAAUAUAAAUCGAUUUCACAAUAA
This is a messenger RNA of Funneliformis mosseae, 360 nucleotides long. The record is from the annotation of a GenBank genome assembly. NCBI's taxonomy places the organism in Eukaryota, Fungi, Glomeromycota, Glomeromycetes, Glomerales, Glomeraceae.